AUGAAUGCUACAUUUGGUGGAGAUGAUUGGAAUACUACUAUGGAUACUUCUACAUUAGGAGAUACUCAAGAUACAAGAAUUAAAAAUUUUGAUCCAUCUCAACAGCCUCUCUCUGUAGAAAUAAAAGAUCUUUGUGCAAUUCCCGAUGGUAGGGAUAAAAUUACCUAUGGGACAUACAAUUUCUCUAAAAUAUCUUUUUGUGGUAAAGUAAUUAACGUGGAGAAUGAAGAUGGAUCUCUUAUUUAUGUUGUUGCUGAUAUGGAUGAUAGUUCUCAAACUAUAAAGUGCUACUCUUACAACACAAAUAACUCAUAUAAUCAAAAGUAUGUUGAGGGAUCAAUUAUUGGUUUAUGUGGAAAAUUGCACUAUAGAAAUAGUCAAUUGGAUGUUAUCACUCUUUCAGUGUAUGAAAUUAGUGAUUUAACUGAAAUUGAUGUUUUUAAAUUGUGGGCGCGUUUAGCAAAAUUUGAAUUUGAACGUGGUUUUCUCAAUAUGAUGUACAGUGGACUUUUUGAAUUUGAUAAUGUCAAAGGAUAUGGUUUGCCUAUUAGAGGAGAUAAAAAGAAGAUGGCCGUUGGUGCUGCCGCUUCUGUUUCUGGAGAAAGUGUUCAAGCUCUUGGUCAACUUAUUAUAAGACAUCUCAAAGAAAGUGGUCGAGAUAAAUUUAAUGUUGUUGAUAUGGCACUAGCUCUCAAUGUAUCAGCUGAGCGGGUUUACCGUGCUGUUGAGGCACUUGAAGCCGAAGGAAAUGUUUUUAUGGAUGGUGAAGGGUCUUAUGGAUUAGGUUGUUAG
Molecule: messenger RNA, 792 nt
Organism: Strongyloides ratti
Lineage: Eukaryota; Metazoa; Nematoda; Chromadorea; Rhabditida; Strongyloididae
Product: OB-fold nucleic acid binding domain, AA-tRNA synthetase-type and Nucleic acid-binding, OB-fold domain-containing protein
Exons: 2
Coding region: 1-792 (263 amino acids)
Source: RefSeq, a predicted model, not a curated record